AUGACGAGCAAAGCCCAAAAUCUCAACGAUGGCGGCGCGGAAGCACUCCAGGCGCUUCUUCGUUCUCUUGAUCCCACAACAGCAGGAGAGAGCCUGGAAAAUGUCGCAAAACUGUCCAAAAGACUAGCGGAACUUAUUGGGGAUGACGGAGGCCAGAGGAACGAGGAUGGCCAGCUCUUGAACGAUGAGGGUUUGCCGAUUAUCGAGAUAACUGAACAAGUUGACUCUGUUGGAUUGACAACUGCUUUACCUGAACCAGCCCCGUUGUCGCUUCAGCCAUGGGAAGCUGAGCGUCGCCGACGCGAACGUGAUCGUAUUCUGGACUUGUUGGAAGAGGAGGAGCGGGCCGAACUCGCGAGAGAAGAACAGUUGGAGCUUGACCAAGAACGAGAAGAGCGCGAGCAGCGUCGGAAGAAGCAUGAAGCAGAGUUAGCUGGCUUCAAGGCCAUGAAGGAGAUGCAUAAGCGAAUGGGAAAGGCUUUGGUUGGAAAGGCGAAGGAGGAUAAACCCGCACCGUCGACAUCUAAACCGCAAGUGGAGACAAAACCAACCUCACAAAAGAGCGUCAAAUGGGCGAAUGCUGAGGUAGCUCCACCGGUACAGAAAAACGGUGGCGUUGUGCUUGGUCGUUCGCGGCCCAACACUCAGGACAGCACGCUUCCUAUGCAGGUCAAUGUUGUUGAAAGAUUCCCCAGCCAGCCAUCGCAACAGCCUCCCGAUUCUGACGAAGCAUCCGACCCUCCAGACUCUGACGACGAAUCAAACGAAGAAGGUAGUCUGGCGUCUGACGAUGAAUUGGCCGACGAAGUUGACUUGGAAUUUGCUAACCACCAGCGGGAGGUUGCGCUAGAGUAUCACGCAAAGCGAGCGAAAAUGACCGAGGCAGCAGCCCAAGCCAUGAAAAAAACAUCUGCUGAGACAAUGGAUCCAUAUAUAACGGCAGAGGAUUCUUCAACUCAGCCUGCCCGAAAAUCUGCGCUGUCUCACUUCCAAGCUAAUCGUCUUGCAACGGCAUAUCAUGCAGCCACUCCAGCAACUGCCGAUGUUCUCCCAGAGGUGAAAGCUCGUACCCUUCAACAUGCUAUCCGUCUCGGUAAACUUGACGAUAACGAUCGGUUAGUGGGUGGGGAGGCUGGGGAAAGCGGAAGUGAAGACGAUGAAGCGGUAGCUCAGGAAAUUAUCGAGCUUUUGCAGAAGGGAGAAGUGUUCAAUGCCGGGCCCGACGGGAUCCAUGCUCCAAUAGCACAAUCGGCAAGUGGCCCUCCUGCGGGUCCACCGCCAUCUGCCAGGAAACCACCAGCAUCUAAAUUCAAACUCUCUCGCGGAGGCCACGCUCCUUCACCUGCCCCAACACCCACACCUCCAUCAGAAAUGACGAGAUCCUCUCCAAAACUUGCUAAUACGCCUCCACCGAUUCCAAGCUCUUCGGGCGUGAUGUCGUCCGUUAUCGAGAGGCCUACAACCGGCUUUUCUUCCAUGAUUGUUGAAUCUCCGUCCUUUCCUUCAGGUCCGCAACAACAGAGCGGCCCAACACCGGUCAUGUCGUCGACGGUGCCAGAGAAAACACCGGUGCAAAGCCGACGCCCGCAGCAGCCACCGGCGAUUGUACGUGCUUCUGAUAAACCUGCCAAAGUGUCACGGUUCCUGGCGGGGAGGAACAACUCUGAGAGUACAUAA
Molecule: messenger RNA, 1677 nt
Organism: Mycena indigotica
Lineage: Eukaryota; Fungi; Basidiomycota; Agaricomycetes; Agaricales; Mycenaceae
Exons: 4
Coding region: 1-1677 (558 amino acids)
Source: RefSeq, a predicted model, not a curated record